Culicoides brevitarsis is the source of this 969-nucleotide messenger RNA. Its product is annotated as lactosylceramide 1,3-N-acetyl-beta-D-glucosaminyltransferase-like. Gene Ontology annotation, molecular function: hexosyltransferase activity. NCBI's taxonomy places the organism in Eukaryota, Metazoa, Arthropoda, Insecta, Diptera, Ceratopogonidae. Gene Ontology annotation, cellular component: Golgi membrane. The transcript has a single exon. The record is from RefSeq and is a predicted model, not a curated record. Bases 1 to 969 code for a protein of 322 amino acids.
AUGCUGAUCUAUAAUGCAAAUAGGAAUAAUUUGAAAUCAAUUUUAGUAGAUAUUGAUAUCUUUUCAGUCGACUCCAUGGAAAAUCUCACGGAUUUCAAGAAAUUAAUUAACAUUAGUGAUUUUCAUUUCAUCAUCCAGCAACCUCCAUGUCCCGUUGAUGGAAUUGAUCUCGCAGUUUUUGUUGAAUCAGCUCCUGAUAACUUUUUAACACGUCAUGCCAUUCGACGAACUUGGGCAAAUCAAACAGAAAAUGGCAAAUUUGGUCGAUUUCGAGUGUAUUUUACUCUUGGAACAGUUUCGACGAAGCAAAAACAAGGCGAAUUGAUUCUCGAAAACUAUCAGUUUCAAGACUUAAUUCAAGGAUCCUUUGUCGAUCAUUAUCGAAAUCUCACUUACAAGCACGUAAUGAGUCUAAAAUGGGCAAAAUAUUUCUGUGGAAGUGCCAAAGUCGUUUUAAAAACGAAUGACGAUGUGAUGUUCAACAUGCCCUUCUUGUUAAGUUCCUUCAAAACUAAUUUUUGGGAGAAAAUUUAUGAUGAAAAUCGAGAUUUUGUUUACGGGCGUUUGUUUCAUGAGAAUCCGAUCGGACGAAGUUCAAAGGAUAGACAUCGAGUGACAGAAGAAGAGCUUCAAGGCAAAUUUUAUCCAGAUUACAUCGGAGGUUUCGCGAUAUUUUAUGCCCAAUCGACAGUUGGAAAGAUUUACGAAGUUGCGAACAAUUUGCCGUUUUUGUGGAUUGAAGAUGCCUUUGUUAGCGGAGUAGCGAGAGAAAAAACGGGAAUCAAUGCAACAGACGGCGGAUAUUUGACAUUUGACAUGCCAUCGAAAAAAGUACAAGAAUUUGUCAAUUUGAACCAAACUGACGUUAAAAACUUUUUUGUUGCUUGUUACAACUUUGACAUUGUUGCUGAAGGAGAUGCAGUUUGGAAGGGCAUUCAACAUUUGAAUAAACUUUUAAAAGUUUCAUAA